GAGACCGGCCCGCCGGAGCCGCCGCAGCGCCGCCGCGCCAGCUCUCGCCGUUGGGCAGCCGGCCGGCGGGCGGGCGGCGGGUCCUCGCCGCCGCGCCGCGUCCUCCCGCCGCAGCCGGGGAGGGGGGCGGUCGGUCCUGCGCAGAGCCGCCUCCUCCCCGCCCCCGCCCCGCCUCCCGCCCGCCGCCGCCGCCGCCGCUGCGCCUGCUGCUGCUCGCCGUCCCCGCUGCAGUGCGAAGGCUGAAGAUGGCCGGUUGGCAGAGCUACGUGGACAACCUGAUGUGCGAUGGCUGCUGCCAGGAGGCCGCCAUUGUCGGCUACUGCGACGCCAAAUACGUCUGGGCGGCCACGGCCGGGGGCGUCUUCCAGAGCAUCACGCCAGUAGAAAUAGAUAUGAUUGUAGGAAAAGACCGGGAAGGCUUCUUUACCAACGGUUUGACUCUUGGCGCAAAGAAGUGUUCAGUGAUCAGAGAUAGUCUGUAUGUGGACGGCGACUGCACAAUGGAUAUCCGGACAAAGAGUCAAGGUGGAGAGCCAACUUACAAUGUCGCCGUGGGCAGGGCUGGUAGAGUCUUGGUCUUUGUAAUGGGAAAAGAAGGGGUCCAUGGAGGCGGAUUGAAUAAGAAGGCAUACUCAAUGGCAAAAUACUUGAGAGACUCUGGGUUCUAGCUGCUAGGCAGACUGUUACGUACUAGGGGAAAUUGCUCUUAAACUUUCCUAGCUGUAAGCUUAAGUCUUAAUUCUGGAAAUUUUAUUAGCAAUGCAGGGUGAUGGGGUAUGAACCUGUGUCUCCUUUGUAUCCCUCUGUUGGUGGGGAAGGUCUUUCUCUCUGCCCUCCCCUCCCUCCUUAAGCAAUGCUGUUCACCUCUGUUUUGUUUCCUUGUGUACUCCAGCAUUGGUCAUAGUCAUGGGAAAGGAAGGUGUCCACGCAGGCACACUUAACAGGAAAGCCUAUGAGCUCGCUUUGUACCUGAGGCGGUCUGAUGUGUAAGCAGCCUCUCCCCAUCUACCUAGCAACUGUCUUCACCACCACCCCAGUUAUGGUCAUCUGCUACCAGACUAGACAUGUGGUAGCUAGUUUUUCUUUACUAAUGUCAUUAUUCCUGUUUGCCCAGUGAUCAUUUGUCUGUUAACCACUGUAUGUAACCAGCCCCUACUGGCAACAUAAUUGCAGCACAAUAAUGAUUUGCAUGAUACCUUGAAAUUGGGGGGGAGGGGCAUGCCAAGUUGGGCAUCACUUUGUCUUAGCAAUUAAUUAAUGGAAUAUUGAUUACUAAAAUAAGUUAAUAUUAAGCAAGGUGCCGGUUGUACAAUCUCUAAUUUGAUGGAUGUCGUUCCAGCACUUUGAGCCUUCCUUGGCUCGCUUCGUCUUCCUUCUGUAGCGCAUGGUUGGGAGGAGAAAGUGCAUGCAUCUCUCCUCCAUCCCCUUUUCUCUUCCCCUCCCUUUGCACAUAAGGGAUUUGGUUUGCUUCCAUCCUCUUUUAUGCAGUGCCUGGUUUAUUUAACCAAUUAAUAUCCCCGCUGUUGACGAGCUGUUGAGAGCUGCAGUAGUUUGCUUUUAGUCUUGUGGUCUGCAGGACGUGCACAGUGCAACUGCAGAGGAGCAAACGGCACGCCCACGACUCCCCGUGAUCACGUGGGUGCAUCCCCAGGGACAUUCCGCCACCGCAGUAGCUCAUGUUGUCGUCCUGUCUCUUUCUUUGCACACCAGCUCCACUCGUUUUAGUAUGAUUGUGAAAGGCUGCCAUUAUGGACGUUAGGUAUCCCAACAUGACCAUCUGGAGUGUGUCCAGUUUGUUCUUCAUAGGACCAAUUUUUAUUUGCAGCUUGAGUUUUUAUAUGAAGUUGCAUUAUUGUGGACUUGGCUGUCUUGUGAUGAAUUUUUUCAUAUGUAUUCUGUGCCAUACUAUUGUUAAAAUGAACUGUUGCUAUUGUGAGAUGGAUUUUAACUGACCUAUUAAGGGUUUCUUUCAAAUGGCACUACUUUAGGGACAUUCUAGUAUUUGCUUCUAUUGUUUGGGCCUUGUGGAUAAUGUACAGAUUUAAAACAAAUCUUGUUGCUGAUUUGUCCAUUUCUUUCCCUGCACUUUGUUACAUCUGGGAUACAGUCUAACUCAUCUGAUUUAAUAUGCAUUUAAAAAAAUGCCAUAACUAUUAAACACCUUGUUUACAGACAGAUGAAAUAAAUUUAUUCCA
This is a messenger RNA of Sciurus carolinensis (gray squirrel), 2195 nucleotides long. It is a transcript of the gene Pfn2, whose product is annotated as profilin 2. The transcript has 3 exons. Lineage: Eukaryota; Metazoa; Chordata; Mammalia; Rodentia; Sciuridae. Gene Ontology annotation, molecular function: actin binding. The coding region runs from base 246 to 668 and encodes 140 amino acids. Gene Ontology annotation, biological process: actin cytoskeleton organization; positive regulation of actin filament bundle assembly; regulation of actin filament polymerization. Gene Ontology annotation, cellular component: cytoplasm. The record is from RefSeq and is a predicted model, not a curated record.